GGUACCUUCAAAGUCUUAAUGUUUCAACCUGCACGGGGUUGGUGACAAAGGAUGCUGAGGGGAAGCCAUGUCACGGUGCCCCCGCUUCGGCGGAGCAUUCGAUGUUGCGAGGUGGUGUCAAGAAGAGCACGGGGACGAGGAUGGGCUGGCAGACUACUUGCCCGAGUCCUUGGCAGGAAGCACCGACAGCUCAACUUUAGGUGCAUCUCUUCUGGCUGCCGUAGAGGCAUGUCAGGAGCAUCACUACCGGAUGCUCGGCGUUGCCUUGAAAAUGUCACGAUUGAGAUCAUGAUUCUAGUCACGGCCUUCCCCACUGAGACAAACAUCAGGAUCAGCUGCGAAAUGCACCGACACGUGGAGCAGGUCCUUGGCAAGCCGUCAAGGCCUCCGAGGCCUAGGCCACCUCCUCGAGAGACUUUGCGUGAGCGCCCUCGCACCCUUGGGCCGAGAGCUGCACCAAGUCUGGCCUCCGGGCAAAGGUUCGCAGCUUGUGCGCCACCACGCACGUCACAGCCACACACACCCCGUGAGGCAAUGAACCCCCGUGCUCCGUGUACACCGUCUACAGGCCGCCCAAGACCAGCGUGGUGCCAGGUGAAGCCUUGCCCGGUACAGGAGGCCGAUGACCAGUCUUUCAGAGAAAAGUGGGCAGCUGCGCUGGCUGAGAUAGCAGAGGCCGUUCAUCGACUGCGUGUGCUAACUGGUGAUGAAGGAGACAUGCUGCGAGAUGCAGCUCCUCCUGCGCCACUUGCGCCGCCUCCUCCCCCACUGCCUCUGACAAAGCCUGAGCCACACCCAGUCCCUCCACCUUUGCCUCGGUCUCGGUCGCAUCAUGUGCCUCAUCCACCAGAGCGGCCGGUGUGUAUGGCAUGGGAGUCGCGCACGCAGAGAACGUGGGAAGCUGCGGAAGACAUCCCAAGGGCCACAGCAAAAGCACAAGCUGUUCACAAGUUCACCACAGCUGCACAGCCGCAGCCUCUGGGUGCCAGCUUGCGAGAUGCAGCUCCUCCUGCGCCACUUGCGCCGCCUCCUCCCCCACUGCCUCUGACAAAGCCUGAGCCACACCCAGUGCCUCCACCUUUGCCUCGGUCUUGGUCACAUCAUGUGCCUCAUCCACCAGAGCGGCCGGUGUGUACGGCAUGGGAGGCAGGGUCGUGCACGCAGAGAACGUGGGAAGCUGCGGAAGACAUCCCAAGGGCCACAGCAAAAGCACAGGCUGUUCACAAGUUCACCACAGCUGCACAGCCGCAGCCUCUGGGUGCCAGCUUGUACGAUUCUUCGCCAGUGACCUACGCAGAGCUGCAGGCGGCAGAGCGCUGGAUGCCAAGGUCCCCAGCUGCUGCAGUUCCACGUUGGCACUUGGAUGGGAUACAGGAAGCAACGGCAAGAGCUGCCAGCUCCAGUCGUUGGAGACGGACACAAGCCACCAGGGGCCUGAGGACUGAAGAGCUUUUGCAGAGCUCGCAGGUUUCCCAGCGGGAGAUGCGAGAAGAUCCACAGCAUUGUUUGGCCGAUUUGAGACUGCGACUCCUUUCAGAGUGUGAUAAGAAGAGACUGCGCUUGGUCAUCCAGAGUGAGAAAAGCAGCCCAACACUUGCAGGAAGAGGUCAAGAGGGCUUGACAGCAAAGAGUUGCACCGUGCCAUGGGGUGAUGAUGUGGCAAACUCGGGACAUUUUCGAGGCAAGAGCGCGCCUUCAACCGAAAGCAUGUUCGAGCCGCACCAAGCCUUGGAUGCAAUGCAAGCUGGAUGCACCGAGCAUGACUGGCAAGCCUUGGACAUGAAAAUCUCCAUGCUGCCGAACUUGAAUGUGCCAACACUUGGGCAGGAUGGCGCAACUGGUGGCAUAUCGACUUCUGCAGAGGAUAUGCUGGCAGCUGACUCUCACAACCCAUGCAAACUCUCAGCAAAGAAAGAAGGUAUGGUUGGUGUAACCUGCCCUGAUGGAGUGUGGUUGACACCAUCAUUUCAGCCUUUUCCUUCGGCCAUUUCUUUGGGAGAUGCUGCAGAGUGUGAGGUUCAGAGGGCGGCACAUGAUGGCCCAGCUAUGGGAAAUUCCUCAUGGCACUGUCCAGCCCAGAGUCAGGAAGUCGCUGUGCAUCGAGAAGUUGAAGGGCACGAUUUGGAGGAGAUCAUCUCUGAAGUUCUUGACCUGUUUGAUGUGGCAUCCGAGGAGUGAUGUUGGAAUCUAUUUCGCUGCACACGUAAUCAUUUUUGGAGGUUUGCUUUGCCAAAAACAUUGGGCAAGCCGCAAGCCGAAAUUCCUAAAGCAAACUGAUGUCCUUCGGAUUUCAAGUUUGAACUGGACAGCCUACCACGAGGGAACUGAGGA
Molecule: messenger RNA, 2331 nt
Organism: Durusdinium trenchii
Lineage: Eukaryota; Dinophyceae; Suessiales; Symbiodiniaceae
Source: the annotation of a GenBank genome assembly